AUGGGGCCGGGAGCGGAUCGUUUAUUGGGAAAACGGGCCUCGGCCCGUGUACGGCAUUCGGAUUUUCGGGCCUCGGGGAUGGGUUCUCCGGCCGGGGCCUGGGUUUCGCGGGAGGGGGUCGCGGUGGCGGAGCUAGGGGAAGGUUUGGAUUUGAUGGUGGCGGAGGGUUUAUCGGCGGAGGCGGAGGAGGAGCCCCAGCCGGAGUUCCGAUGGUGGGUGUGGGCGGAGGAGGAGGAUGGAGGGGGUUUGGGAAGGUUGCCGCCGCCCAUUGGGUCGGCUGUGCCGGAGGCUGCUCUUCUGCCCCAUGGCUUGUCCCCGCCUGCAUCUCACACUUAUCUUUCUCCAUCCAUAUAUUAUGAGGUUUCGGCAUUUGAAGAAAUGAACACGAGUGGGCUGAGACUUCGCGUCUCCAUUGCAUGA
This is a messenger RNA of Striga asiatica, 420 nucleotides long. The record is from the annotation of a GenBank genome assembly. Lineage: Eukaryota; Viridiplantae; Streptophyta; Magnoliopsida; Lamiales; Orobanchaceae.